UGUGUUGUUUCAGUUUCACUCUAGCUACGAACGAAGUUAAAAGCUUGCGGAUUUUAAUAAAGAUGGGCAGUAACUGGUAUCCAAUAUUGAUUGUGGCCUGUUUAAGUCGGUUGGGAGUUGCUCAAGAACCUCUUAUUUUUCAAACAUCGAACAACCCAUUGGAUAGUACUGCUCUAACAACGCCAAGGCCGAUUUUCUCCGCCAGUUCCAACUUGGUAUUGGUCAACAAUGUAAGGAUACCUGGUGCUAUCACACCAUUCGUUUCAGCACCGGCCCCGAACCAGGAAUUUCUGAACUGCUUUGGUAGUUGCCCCACGACAUCGCAGUAUAGUCCCAUAUGUGGCAGUAAUAUGCAGCAAUAUAUGAACGAGCAGAAAUUCAAUUGCGCCCGUUUCUGUGGUGCAGACAUACAAAUAGUUCGACGAGGAAGUUGCGAGGGUCUUUUUGCGAUGACUCGCGGCUGAUAUUCUUCAGACAACAACGAAUACCAGUUUAACUUAGAAAUACAUCGGGCUCAGAGAUGUUUUCGUCAAAGCAACAACUUUUCCGUAAAGUUCCCAGUUCAUGAAAAUUUGAUAAGAACAAAGAGAGAUGAGAAACUGUAUAUAGACGCCAUAUAGUGGUGUUACUAACACAAAAAUAGGUAUAUAGAGAAAAUAUAUGUGUAUACGUACUUCUGAAAAA
Drosophila suzukii is the source of this 684-nucleotide messenger RNA. RefSeq lists its product as uncharacterized. Lineage: Eukaryota; Metazoa; Arthropoda; Insecta; Diptera; Drosophilidae. Gene Ontology annotation, molecular function: serine-type endopeptidase inhibitor activity; protein binding. The record is from RefSeq and is a predicted model, not a curated record.